Messenger RNA from Penicillium cinerascens, 2406 nucleotides. RefSeq lists its product as uncharacterized. The coding region runs from base 1 to 2406 and encodes 801 amino acids. Gene Ontology annotation, cellular component: nucleus. The transcript has 7 exons. Gene Ontology annotation, molecular function: double-stranded DNA binding; single-stranded DNA binding; 3'-tyrosyl-DNA phosphodiesterase activity. Lineage: Eukaryota; Fungi; Ascomycota; Eurotiomycetes; Eurotiales; Aspergillaceae. Gene Ontology annotation, biological process: single strand break repair; double-strand break repair. The record is from RefSeq and is a predicted model, not a curated record.
AUGGAGCUGUCCGACAUGGACGACGCCAUGCUGAGGGCGGCUAUCGAAGCAUCAUUGCGUGAUGCGCAAACCAGCGACGAGCAAGCCCACGGCACCCAGAGUGCAACUGCAGAGGCUUCAUCUUACACCGCCCAGAACCAGGUAGUUGACCUGACCCAUGAUUCCGACAAUAAUUCCGACAUUCAGGAGGUAUUCCCCAAGUCGAAGUCAUUUGUUGGUUCUGAUACCGACGAGUCGGAUGCGCCCACCAAUGAAGCUGUCGAGAGACGCGUCCACGAGGCCGACACCAUCAAGAAUGCCGGAGAGGGAUCCAUGGAGCGCGCCCGCCAGGAUGAUGAGGCGGCGGAGGAGGACGAAGAACUCCGUCUUGCAAUCGCCAUGUCCAUGGAGGGACUCAACCAUCAUGGCGACCCUGAAUCUCCAACUCUUGCGGAAAAUGCGACUCAGAAAUCCACUGAGAAGCCCACUGAGAAGCCCACUGGAAAUCCCCAGCAGCCUCAGGGCGUCUUGGGAAUGGAUCGGAAGCACAUGGAACAGGAGCGUCUCGCCCGCCAGGCUAAGCGCAAGGCUGGCGACUCUUUUUCUAAGAACAUUGGUUUGGAAAAGGACCAAGCUAAUGAAUCCGCAUCUUUGAUCCAUCAGCCUCCGCCCAAGUUACGCAAGACUAAUCCAAUUCGCUCAUCUGAGAGUGGGGACCCCUCGCCCUUCUCGCGGUCCUCCUCGCGGGCUGUACCUGGCCCGGAUAUCUGCGAUCGACCGGAUACCAAUCACCCUGGCUGCAAAGCCAAGCCAGUCGCACGACCAGUGCCGCAAUUUCCUCUCGGGGCCGUCAAGAAGACAUCCAUCAGCAACGCCCCCCGUUCCAAUGACGAUAUCACCAUCGAGGAGGUGCUUCAGCGAGGCGACCUGGAGCUAGCAGUGCUCAGCUCAUUCCUGUGGGAUAUGGAGUGGCUUUUCACUAAGAUGGACACUGUCAGCACGCGCUUCAUCUUGAUGAUGCAUGCCAAAGAGAAACGCAUGGUAAGCGAGGACCCUGUCCCUCUGCACAACAUGUUGUGGCCCAGGGAUUCUGACAUUCCGCCGCACUUCAAGCAAAUUCAGUAUCAGGAAGAGACUGCGUCGAUGACGAACCUGCGCUUGUGCUUCCCACCCAUGGACGGAAAUAUCAACUGCAUGCACUCGAAGCUUAUGCUGCUGUUCCACCCUGGUUAUUUGCGCAUCGCUAUCCCGACUGCCAAUCUCACUGCGACUGAUUGGGGUGAGAACAAUCUGAUGGAGAAUACGGUAUUCCUGAUCGAUCUGCCGAAGAAGGGUACUCAGCCGGGCUUCUGUGAAGACUCGAAGACCCCGUUCUACGAAGAGCUGGUCUAUUUUCUAAAGGCGACCACACUGAAUGAGAAAAUCAUACAAAAAAUGGAUAAUUUCGAUUUCAGCAAGACUGCUCGUUACGCGUUCGUCCACACCAUCGGCGGACCUCACAACGACGAGUCGGCAUGGCGACGCACUGGCUACCCUGGUCUCGGUCGUGCUGUGACCAACCUCGGUCUCCGGACGACUGCGCCUGUCAACCUUGAAUAUGUGACAUCUUCCAUCGGUUCGCUGAACGAUAACUUUGUGCGUGCCAUCCACUACGCCUGCAAGGGUGACGACGGUCUCACCGAAUACAUCCUCCGCAAUGACAAGAACCCCUUCAUGGCACAAACCGAUGACCCCAACCGGAGCCUCAUGCUCAAGGCUCCCGCCGAAUGGAAGAAGCGUCUUCGCGUGUAUUUUCCGUCCGAUUUGACGGUGCGGGCUGCUCAUUCGCACCCCGAGGAGACCGCAGGAACAAUCUGCUUCCAGAAGAAAUGGUACAACGACAAUCACUUCCCCAGAGACAUCCUCCGGGACUGCGAAAGCGAGAGAGGAGUAUUGAUGCACAACAAGCUCAUGUUCAUUUGGCCCCAACAGGCCGUCAUCCUCCGUGACAGCACCAAGUGCACCGCCUGGGUGUACGUCGGCAGUGCCAAUUUUUCCGAGAGCGCCUGGGGCCGUCUCGUAAAAGACCGCGCAACCAAAGAACCUCGCUUGAACUGUCGCAACUGGGAAUGCGGCGUCAUCGUCCCCAUCACCAGCCCCUACAACCCCGCCGACGACACUCCCCAUGUCGACACAACUGGAAUGGAGGGCCGUGAACAACUCACCGUCAUCCGCGAGCGCGAGAAGAGCGCACAGGAGAAAGAAAAGUUCCCAGUUGCCGAUAUCAACUCCUUCGUCCCGGUUCCGAUGAAGAUGCCCGCUAAGACCUACGAUGAGAAGCCUGGUGUUUCUCAAUCUGGUCUCCCUCUCCGUCCUGAUGGUUCCCCUCAUACUGAGUACAUUAGUCAACGACGGGAGAAGCGGGAGCCAUGGUUCUUCAUGGGUUAG